GAUCUGGACGUUGCCACUGCCCGAAGAAAAGGAAAUCAAAGGUCCUAAGAGUGGUAAGAAUACCGGCAAUCAGCAUGAAGUUGGCUGAUAUUCCCCCGGAUGAUUUUUCAUGGAGAAAAUACGGCCAAAAGCCCAUCAAGGGUUCCCCACACCCUAGGGGUUAUUACAAGUGUAGUAGCGUACGAGGAUGUCCAGCGAAGAAGCAUGUGGAACGAGCUUUGGAUGAUCCAACGAUGUUAAUCGUAACAUACGAAGGAGAUCACAACCAUUCACAGUCGAUCACAGACACUCCCGCUUCUCUGAUCCUCGAGUCAUCCUAGCCGUCGGCUGAAUCGAUCGGACGGCGCAGAGAGGGGACGAGGAGCACAAAAGGUCUCAGCCUGAGUGGAAAAAUCAACACCGUCCACGUUUUGGACGGAAGAGGACAAGGAGAUUUGGUCAACGCUGGGUGCAUUAUUAUUAGGUUCCCAUAUGAUUUGUUCUCUCCGUUUAUUCGCCGUUGAAAAAGAUUAAUUUGAAAAGGAAAAAAAAAACAAGUGGGGUUGGAAUUGAAUCAUUGAUAGAAGUGGGACUUUGUAUGCUUUCACAACCAUACGUGUCGUUUGUCUUCUUUAAUGAAAAAAUGUUUGUUUAUGAAUGAAUGUGUUACCCCCUUUUUUAGGAAUACAUGUAUUUCUUUAAGAAAAAAAAAUGUUUUUAGAGAGCACAA
This is a messenger RNA of Cuscuta europaea, 709 nucleotides long. The record is from the annotation of a GenBank genome assembly. NCBI's taxonomy places the organism in Eukaryota, Viridiplantae, Streptophyta, Magnoliopsida, Solanales, Convolvulaceae.